AUGAGCAUGCGUACAUCUGAGAGUAGUAAUAAUAUUGAUUGUAAGAAUGAAUGCUCGAAGUAUGUUUAUGGGAAAUUGUAUGAUCUGAUUAAAGAUUUGAAUAACUAUAACGUACAAUGUUAUAUUAAUAAUGAGAAGAAAAUAAAUUUAUAUGAAGAUUUUAAAUAUAAGAAAAAAAAAAAAAUUGAAUUUAUGUCCAUCGUGGAUUAUUAUGGAGGUUUGAAAAAUAAUGAAUAUGAGUUUUUUAUAAUUCCUAUUAUAUUUAAUAAACAUAAUGAAAUAUUAUAUAUGGGUGUAUCUAUAUUUUUUAAAAAUAAAUUUUUUGAAGAAUAUAAAAUGAAUAAUUAUAAUUACAUCGAACUAUUUAUAUAUAAUGUAAAGAAUGAAGAAACAAAUAAUAAUUUGUAUCCUCAUAUGGAUAUUAUUCAAGAGAAGAGAAAAAAUACUUUUUUAAAUUUUCUUAUAAAUCUAGAUGAUUUAAACAAACAUCAUAGACAAACAAAUAAUCAUAUUGAAAAAAAGAAUACAUGUGCUGAUAAAAAUAUUUAUAAUAAUAAUAAUAAUAAUAAUAAUGGUGAUAAUGAUGAUGAUGAUGAUGAUGAUGAUGGCCGUUGUGGUGAUGUGCAUAAUGUAUGUACUAAGAAAAAUAUAUAUAGUUAUGAUAAUAUAAUAAAUGUAUGUAAUAAUGAACAAAUAUGUGAUAAAAAAAUUUGUGAUGAACACAUAUGUGAUAAUGAUAAAAUUAACAAGGUGGUUCCUAAUACGAAUAGUAAAUGUACACAUAAUAUUUCUAAUUAUCUACAUAACGAAAAAAUAAGUGGGGAUUAUAAGAAGAUCCAAUUCCCCAUAAAAAUUGAUGAUCACCAUAUUUUAUGUAGUGAUGGGGUGGUAAAAUUAAAGAAUGAAGAAAAUGCAGAAUUUAUUAAUGAUACAAAGAAAAAAGCACUUUCAUCAAUGUAUGAGACAUCUACAUAUAGUAAUACUACUAUACAAGGAACAACGAGAAAAAUCGGGAUCCAAAAAAAUAAUAAUGAUAAUAUUUAUAAGGGUCCUGUUACUACAGAUAACCACCAUUCCGUGUGGAAAGAAGAGACCAUUAAUAAAUAUCAAAAUUAUAAUUAUUCAUAUAUUACAAAUGAAAUAAAUAGGGUUUAUAAAAAUGUUGAUAAUAAAGAAAAUGAUAAGAAAGAUGAUGGGUGUUGUGGUCCUUCUUUAGUGAAAUAUAAUGAGGAGAUAUAUCAUGCAAAUAUUUCUGUACAAAGAAAGGAGAUGACUAUGGGAAGGUUGGAAGAGAAAAAAAUGGGAGAUAUCUUAGAGGGGGUUAACUCAAGCAUCAAUGUUGAUGGUAAUAAAAACAAAAAUGUUAAUGGUAAUAAAUACGAACAUGUUGAUGGUAAUAAAUACGAACAUGUUGAUGGUAAUAAAUACGAACAUGUUGAUGGUAAUAAAUACGAACAUGUUGAUGGUAAUAAAAACAAAAAUGUUGAUGGUAAUAAAAACAAAAAUGUUGAUGGUAAUAAAUACGAACAUGUUUAUGAUAAUCAAAAGAACAAUGUGACCAAUUCGGUGAACACCUUUUGUUCAUAUAAAUAUAGUGCUAGAUGUGCUAAGGAGAAGGUGGAAUGGAAGAAUUAUUUAAGUGAAGAUAUAAAAAUAAAGAGCCCCCCAAAAAAAGAUGAAGAAAAUGUAAAGAUAAAUAAUAUGUUCAAAUGUGGUUUUUAUAGCUUUAAAGGAAAUAGGACUUAUAACGAAGAUAGAGUGAUUAUUAUUGAAGACAUGAAUAAUUUUUUAAAAGAAGAAUAUGAUAUAUUAACAAAAAAAGAAAAAAAGGAAUAUGAAUUAAUGGAUGAAGAAUAUUUAAAUAUAAUUAAUAAUAUAAAGGAUAUGGAAACACCAUCUUAUAUUUAUUGUGCCAUAUAUGAUGGUCAUAAUGGUGAUAAUGCUGUAAAUAUAGUACAGAAAUUAUUACAUAUACAUAUGUAUUAUUAUUUUAUAAAUGGAAAUGGUUUAGAAAAUUCUUUAAAAUAUUCGUUUCAAGAAAUAGAUAAUUAUUUAUGUAAAAAUAUUAUAAAUAUAAAAGAAGAAAACCAUUCUAAUUAUUCCAGCGGUACUACAGCAUGUGUCAGCGUUAUAUUUAAAAACAUGUUAUAUGUUGCUAAUAUAGGUGAUAGCAGAUGUAUCAUAAGUAAAAACGGUAGAGCCAUAGUUCUUACAGUAGAUCAUAGAGCUAGUAUUAAUAAAAAAGAACAAGAUAGAAUAUUAAAAUCAGGAGGAAUUUUAGAUGAUGAAGGAUAUUUAGGUGGAUGUUUAGGAGUAUGUCGAGGAUUCGGUUCUUUUCAUAAAAAAACAAAAGAAAAAUUAAAAGGUCUAAUAUGUGAACCUGAUUUAUUUCAUAUUAAAUUAACAGACGAUGAUGAAUUCUUAAUUAUUUGUUGUGAUGGUAUUUUUGAUGUUAUAACAUCACAAGAAGCUGUUAACACAGUCAAAAAUUCUUUAAUACAAUCAAGAGAUGCUAAAACAGCUGCAGAAGCUUUAUGUCAACUAGCUUAUAAAAAAAAAUCAUUGGAUAAUUUAUCUGUCCUUGUGGUUAUAUUUCAAAAUCCGGAUAAGAAUAAUAAGGUCUCUUCAAUAAAUGAAUCUUCUGGAAUAUACUCAGGCCAAGCUGGACGCGUUCGCCGACGUAUCAAGUUUUCGGCUUUGAAGGAUUUAAUAAAUCAAUAG
Molecule: messenger RNA, 2721 nt
Organism: Plasmodium falciparum 3D7
Lineage: Eukaryota; Apicomplexa; Aconoidasida; Haemosporida; Plasmodiidae
Gene: PPM1
Product: PP2C family serine/threonine-protein phosphatase
Molecular function (GO): protein serine/threonine phosphatase activity; metal ion binding
Source: RefSeq, a predicted model, not a curated record